Molecule: messenger RNA, 1387 nt
Organism: Dama dama (fallow deer)
Lineage: Eukaryota; Metazoa; Chordata; Mammalia; Artiodactyla; Cervidae
Gene: ZCCHC17
Product: zinc finger CCHC-type containing 17
Exons: 11
Coding region: 515-1207 (230 amino acids)
Biological process (GO): RNA stabilization
Molecular function (GO): zinc ion binding; RNA binding
Source: RefSeq, a predicted model, not a curated record
CGCGCUGUGUCUUGUGGGUGGAAGCUCACUGACUGGGUUUUGGUGUUUCGUGCAAUGCUGCGAGGGGAAGACCAGAAGCUGACAACGAGUGAGUCUGCAGGUUUGAUUGCAAGGAGCAAAGGGGAGCCUCGAGUUCCUAGAGUUUCAAGCUUAAGAGACGCGGGUUCGAUCCCUGAGUGGGGAAGAUCCUUUGGGGGAGUGCAUGGCAACCCACUCCAGUGUUUUUGCCUGGAGAAUCCCACGAAUACUUCAGUUAGCUUUAGCAGAAGAGAAAUGGAGGAACCAUAGAGCAUUAAGGAUGAAUUCAGGAAGACCCGAGACCAUGGAGAACUUGCCUGCUCUCUACACUAUUUUCCAAGGAGAGCCCUUUUUACAGAGAACAACUUGCUUUGUGAACUUGGACAAGUACUUCAUGUCUCUGGUCUUCACUUUCAUCAUUUGAAAAAUGACAGGAUUGGAUCAACUAAUCUCUAAAGCCCACCUUGCCUUGAUUUUAACAGCAAAAUGAGUACAAAUGGGAAAGCAAGUUCUGUUCAAGAUUCCACAGGUUGCUAUGGUCACAGACUAUGGAGCCUUUAUCAAAAUCCCAGGCUGUCGGAAGCAAGGUCUGGUCCAUCGAACUCACAUGUCAUCCUGUCGCGUGGAUAAGCCCUCUGAGAUAGUAGAUGUUGGAGACAAAGUGUGGGUGAAGCUUAUUGGCCGAGAGAUGAAAAAUGAUAGGAUAAAAGUAUCCCUCUCCAUGAAGGUUGUCAACCAAGGGACUGGGAAGGACCUUGAUCCCAACAACGUUAUCAUUGAGCAAGAAGAGAGGCGGAGGCGGUCCUUCCAGGAUUACACUGGGCAGAAGAUCACCCUUGAGGCUGUCCUGAACACCACCUGCAAGAAGUGUGGCUGUAAAGGCCACUUUGCAAAGGAUUGUUUCAUGCAACCAGGUGGGACCAAGUACUCUCUGAUACCCGAUGAGGAAGAGGAGAAAGAAGAGGCAAAGUCAGCAGAGUUUGAAAAGCCUGACCCCACAAGAAAUUCUUCUAGAAAAAGAAAGAAGGAAAAGAAGAAAAAGAAACAUAGAGACAGGAAGUCAUCUGACUCUGACAGCUCAGACUCUGAGAGUGAUACAGGCAAGAGGGCAAGGCACACAUCAAAGGACAGCAAGGCAGCAAAGAAGAAGAAAAAGAAGAAGAAGCACAAGAAGAAGCACAAGGAGUGAGAGUGGAGAGUAGAGAGGGUGGCUGAGAGAAGGAAUCGGAGCCUGUGCUUUGAAGCCCUGGCUCCUAGAAAGACUCAGUGUGAGAAUAUGGCCUCCCACCCUCUUCUCUCCCAUGGGAGAUGGCGUCCCCUUGUGCCACAGGCAAGUCUGGGAGUUAGGUAUCAAAAGCAUCUGCCUGAA